AUGGCUGCACAAUCCAAGACCCCGGCCACUGCUCAGCCACCAACUACCACCAAUGUCCGCCCACCUCCACGGUCUAACACCUCCUAUCAGCCCCGCCCAUUCUUCUCAUCACAACUACCACCACCAGCACCACCCACUCACCGCAACCAGCCUCGCAAUGCUGAAAUAAUCCGGCGAGCGGACAGCAUUUUCUUCUGCAUAAGGCUCAUAUUUUUAGGCAUUGGCUUGAUUGUCAUCCUUCUCUGCUUAAUGAUUUUCCACCCUGAUCUUCCCACGUUCCGGGUCGACUCGGUAACCAUCUCCAACUUCAAUAUUUCCACCACCACCCCUCCCCUUCUCUCCGGCUACUUCAACAUUGGACUGACCGUUGAAAAUCCUAGCAGCAAAACUACCUUCUCGUACAGCCACCUCGAGGCCGGAAUCUACCUCGGGUCCAAUCAACUCUCGGGGACAACCCUCCCGCCGUUUACUGUGGCAGAGAAGAUGAAUGCAACCGGGAUCAAUGCAGAAUUCUCCGCGGUUAGGGCUUACACAUACUUGGCUGAGACUCAAAAUCUGGAACUCUGUUUGAAGGUUCAAAUGGAAGUUCAUUCCAAAGCUGGUUUUUGGAGAGAAGUGCAAUAUUUGGAGGCCUCUUGCCCGGGAUUAUUGGUCAGUGCUGUUAAGACUCAAAAGAAUGGAUCAAGUUCUGAUGUUUGGAGUCUAAUUGGAGGAGUUAAAGCCUGCGAGGUUUCUCAAGAAGCCUAUCAAUCCAAGUCUGUAGAAAGAUGA
Molecule: messenger RNA, 771 nt
Organism: Coffea eugenioides
Lineage: Eukaryota; Viridiplantae; Streptophyta; Magnoliopsida; Gentianales; Rubiaceae
Exons: 1
Coding region: 1-771 (256 amino acids)
Cellular component (GO): plasma membrane
Source: RefSeq, a predicted model, not a curated record